Messenger RNA from Diorhabda carinulata, 3756 nucleotides. RefSeq names its product transmembrane protein 68. The coding region runs from base 212 to 1174 and encodes 320 amino acids. Lineage: Eukaryota; Metazoa; Arthropoda; Insecta; Coleoptera; Chrysomelidae. Gene Ontology annotation, cellular component: membrane. The transcript is spliced from 6 exons. Gene Ontology annotation, molecular function: acyltransferase activity. The record is from RefSeq and is a predicted model, not a curated record.
CAAUAUUAGAAUAAUUUCUUAACUGUUGUUUACCUUGAAUUAAACCAUUAAAAUUUUGAUAAUUACAAAUGAUAAUAAGAUUAGAUUUUACGUAAUUAAAAUUAUAGUGAUUAUGGAAUUUAAGUAAAAACUCGUUUAUUUAUAAAAAAAAAUGUCUGUAGUACUUAAAAUUCGUAUAUUUAUAUUUAUUUAAAGUGAAUAUGAGAUAAAUAUGGACUUGAUUCAGGAAUGUAGUGAAUUUAUAAGAGAUUCAAUAGUUGUUUAUAUAGAUAUAGAUUAUUCGUUGUGGUUGACAUGGGUAUUAGGGCCGUUGAUAAUUACGUUUCUUUUACCAGCUGUGAUUGCUCUAUUGCUCUAUUUAAGCGCUUUUUUGCUCUAUAUUUAUAAGUUACAUUGGACGAAUAUAAAAACAACUUUACGUACUGGCGAUAAAUGGGAAGCCGCUAGGAAAUCGGUGGGGGCCCUUUGGGACGCUCACGGGUGGAUUUGGCACGGUUACGAGGUGAAGGGAUUGGAAAAUAUACCGGAUACAGGACCGGCUUUGAUAAUAUAUUAUCACGGAGCUAUACCGGUCGAUAUUUAUUAUUUUUUAGUAAAAAUAAUAUUUAAUAAAAAUCGAUUGGUGCAUACGGUGGCCGAUCAUUUUUUGUUCAAGGUACCAGGUUUCAGUAUAAUCGCGGAUUGUAUGAAAGUUAUACCGGGUACGGUCCAAACGUGCGCGAACGUGUUAAAAGAGGGAAAUUUAUUGGCGAUAUCCCCAGGGGGGGUGUACGAAGCCCAGUUCAGCCACAAUUACAAUUUGAUGUGGAAACGUCGUUUGGGGUUCGCGAAAGUCGCUCUGGAAGCCAAAGUUCCUAUUAUACCGAUGUUUACGGAAAAUUUGAGAGAGGCUUUUAGAACUGUGAGUUUCGGGAAGAGGUUGUUUCUUCGUAUAUACGCUUUAUUUAAAUUGCCUUUGGCGCCUGUUUAUGGGGGGUUUCCCGUUAAGAUGGUCACCCAUUUGGGAAAACCCAUUCCGUACGACAAAAACUUGACGCCCGAGGAAUUGCAGUGUAAAGUCGCAACUGCCAUCGAAGAUCUCAUCAAUGAUCAUCAACGAAUACCUGGAAAUAUACUGUACGCUUUAUUCGAACGUAUACCAAUAUUUCGAAAAUACAAAGAAAAUUCUAAUUGAAACACUUCUACUCGUAUAAUUGUGUGUUUAUUAAUUUUACAUUCCGAUUUUGGAUAAACUUAACGAGAAAAAAAAUAAAAAUUGUAAAAAAGAAGUUUCAUUUUUCCCAUACACCUCGAUUCCCUUACGUUUUUACUAGAAAAUCUUAGAACGACCCUCGUAUACAUAAUUUUGGUGAAAAAGAAGCAGAAUGAUGUUGAUAAACCGAUAUGCCUAAUGAAUUGGAAGUAAAUGAAAUCAUUCGAACUAGAAAAUCUUUGAAAGGUCCUCGUAUACACACUUUUGGUAAAAAAGAAGCAGAUUUAGGUUAUGUCAAUGUGCCGAAUGAUCGUUACGUGAUUUGUGUGGUUUUGUUUUGAAAAUUCGAUGUAGUGUAAAAGUAUGUCGUCCAGAAAAUGUUAUUUCUUCAACAAGAACAACAACGUGAAAAUUUAUUUGCCUCACAACGUGAAAACAACACUGGGACGCAGCGUUGAAACGAAAAUCGAAGACAAAUUCGUCUCGAAACAACAAAUCGAAUGUUUGGCCGAUUUGGAGAAUUGCACGGUGAAAAUCAAACCGAUAGGAAAAGCGAUAUCGGGAGUGGACGGGUACGCGAUCGUUAAAGGUAAAACUUACACAUUAGGACCCGGACACGUGGUGGAAUUUCGUUUGGGGGCCCAUUUUUUCGAAAUAAAUUUCGAUUGCCCCGAUACGAAAAAACACGAACACGUAACCAAAAAACAAAAAUUAGACUUCGAAACCAAAGAAAGCGAUAAAUGGGAAAUCAUCGAUAAUAAAGGAUUACUAAUUUACACCCCACAACAUAUACAGGGUCGUCAAAAAAUAGCCGCGUUCGACAUCGACGGUACCAUCAUAAAAACCAAAUCCGGUGCUAAAUUUCCGAAAGAUUUCGACGAUUGGGUACUGAAUUAUAAUGAUAUACCUCAAAAAUUACAAAUUUUAUACGAGGGAGGGUACAAAAUAACCUUUUUCACCAACCAAGCAGGUAUCGGUAAAGAUACGACCAAAAUAAAAAAUUUCAAAACGAAAAUGGAAAAUUUGGUCAAGAAAUUAUCGAUUCCUGUACAAAUAUUCGUCGCUUUAGGUAAAACCAAAUACAGAAAACCGAUACCGGGGAUGUGGGAUAAGUUGGUACAAGAAAAAAACGAUAAAAUCGAUGUCGAUUUAAAAGAAUCGUUUUACGUUGGAGACGCCGCUGGGAGGGAGAAAAAUUGGUCUCCGAAGAAACCUAAAGAUCAUUCAAACGCCGAUAGAUUGUUCGCUUUGAAUAUCGGUUUGAAAUUCUACACCCCCGAGGAGUAUUUCAUGAAAACCAAACCAGCACCCUUCCGAAUGCCUGAUUUCGAUCCGAGAAGUAUACAGAGUGAUACCGCCACAGUUUUCGACUUGAAUUUCGACUCCCCCAAUGUGAUUCUGUUAGUAGGGGGUCCGGGUUCGGGGAAAAGUCACUUCUGCAAGACGUUUCUCAUCCCCAAGGGCUACGUCCACAUAAAUCGAGAUACCCUAGGUUCCUGGCAGAAGUGCGUCAAACUCCUGGAGGAAUCAUUGAAGGACAAGAAGAACUGCGCGGUGGAUAACACGAACGUGGAUAGGGAGAGCAGGAAACGGUACUUGGAGGUCGCUGAGAAGUUCAAAGUGCAUUGUUUUUGUGUAGUUAUGGGGACUUCUUAUCAACAUUGUAAACACAAUUUGAAAUUCAGGGAAUUGACGGAUGAAAUUCACGAACCCGUCAAUGAGAUGGUACUCAACACGUUGAAGAAGAAUUUCGAGGUACCGGCGUUGGAGGAGGGGUUCAAACGAAUUGUGGAAGUGCCCUUUGUACCCAACUUCGUCAAUGAUGAAAUGGAGAAGAUUUAUAAGAUGUUUUUAUUGGAAAAAUGAUGGGGAGAAUCUUUUUAGGGGUGUUUUCGUUGGAUAAAUGAUGGGGAGAAUCGUUUUAGAGGCGUUCUCACUGGAUAAAUAAUGGGGAGAAUUUUCUCUUGCUGUUUUUGUUGAAGAAAUGCUAUGGAGAAUGGUUGUAAGGGCGUUUUCGUUGGAUAAAUAAAGAGGAGAAUCGUUUUAGGGUUGUUUUUCUUUGGAUAAAUAAUGGGGAGAAUUUUCUUUGUGCUGUUUUUGUUGGAGAAAUGAUGGGGAGAAUCGUUCUAGGGGUGUUAUCGUUGGAUAAAUAAUGGGGAGAAUCGUUUUAGUGGUAUUUUUCUUUGGAUAACUGUUCUCAUUGUAGGAGAAAUGAUGGGAGAAUUUUUUGGGGUAUUUUUGUUGAGUAAAUGAUGGGGAAAAUUUUUUUGAAAUGUUUUUGUUGAUGACAUGUUCGGGAGGAAUAUUUUUCGGGGGAUAAUUAAAAUAUACGAGUUGGUUUUGAUGAUUUAUUUAAAAAAAUUAACACCAUGUACAAAUUUUUUUAUAUAUAAUUUAAAUCGAGAAUAAUUGAGGAUGUUAUGCUAUAGGGGGGAGAUUCAAAUGUUCUCUUUUCUACCGAUACAUAAAUAAAUGUGAAAAAACAAAUAUUUUGAACGUUUAAUAUGAAGUUUUUUUGUUAUUUUUGUAUUUUUUUGUUUAUUGUGAAUAAAAAUUGAAAUCGU